AUGUCAAGCCCACCAUGGGAUUUCAUUGCGAAGCUCGUCUGUAUUGGUGACUCAGGCACAGUGCCUGUUGGCCCGCCGGCGUCUGACGAGAUAGGGAUCAACUUUGACAACACCUCCCUCGCAUCGACUCCGUCCGCUCUCUCGCCCUCGGCCUCCUUCACAGGCACCAUCAACAGCCAUACUACAAAUAAGAACGGGAAGCUCACCGGCGACAAAUCUGUACCGCCGUCCCCACGGAGCCUCUCGGGACUCCCUCCGCCUCCCACCAAGCCCUCAGAGCCACCGGUCCAGAAACGGAUGAAGCUCUCGCUCUGGGACACCGCAGGCCAGGAAACAUACAAGUCCAUCACGAGGUCUUAUUUCCGCGGUGCAUCCGGCGCCCUGCUAGUAUUCGACAUCACUCGGCCCCCGACAUUCGCCUCGCUGACCCAAUGGCUUCAAGACCUGCGACAAAUUGCCGAAGAGCGGAUCGUGGUCAUACUGGUGGGCAACAAGAGCGAUCUCGUCGACUCCAAGGGCAAAGAAAAGGACGCCGAUAAUCCCGACAAUGAUAAUGCUGAUAACGAGAAUAAUAAGACACAGCGUGUCACCCGCGAAGAAGCCGAAGAAUGGUGCAGACAGAAUAACGUCGUCAGAUAUGUCGAGACCAGCGCCAAGUCAGGGGAGAAUGUCGAGCGGGCGUUCCGAGAAGUGGCUGAACGAAUAUACAGGAAUAUACAGCACGGUAGAUACGAUUUAAACGACCGGCGGAGCGGAGUCAAGGGCUACGGUGCCUCAGCCGGGCCCGGCAACGGGCGUGUACCGCGGACAGUCAAUCUAGGUGUCAACGAUGCCAUGCGGAGAGGCAAUCGUGGAUGGACUGGCGGAUGCUGUUAA
Trichophyton benhamiae CBS 112371 is the source of this 876-nucleotide messenger RNA. RefSeq lists its product as uncharacterized. Gene Ontology annotation, molecular function: GTP binding; GTPase activity. Bases 1 to 876 code for a protein of 291 amino acids. Gene Ontology annotation, cellular component: endosome. Gene Ontology annotation, biological process: regulation of endocytosis. The transcript has 2 exons. The record is from RefSeq and is a predicted model, not a curated record. NCBI's taxonomy places the organism in Eukaryota, Fungi, Ascomycota, Eurotiomycetes, Onygenales, Arthrodermataceae.